AUGGACUUCUUCGGCCGAAGGUGCAAGGCCGAUGUGCAGCACUACGGGCGCUUCACCGUUCUUUGUUGGUGGUGUACAGCUCUAGGCUCUGGCAUCCUUUUCACCUACCCGGAGAUUGCUACCAUUGCUGGCGUGCAGGGACUCGUUGUCUACAGUCUCGCGUCUGCUCUUCCUCUGUUGGUGUUUGCCUACCUCGGCCCCAUCAUCAGAAGGAAAUGUCCGGAAGGAUUCGUCCUGACAGAAUGGACGCGCCAACGUUACGGCGCAGUUGCCGCUCUUUACCUCUCCGCUUUGACCCUGAUCACAAUAUUUCUCUAUAUGGUGGCCGAGCUUUCAGCACUUCAGCAAAUCGUCAAUGCCCUGACAGGCCUCAAUGGCCUUCCUGCCGUGAUCGUGGAAUGCGCAGUCACCACCAUGUACACGUCGGUGGGUGGAUUUCGGGUCUCCUUCAUCACCGACAACAUCCAAGGAGCCAUGGUGCUCGCGCUCAUCAUCAUUGCUUGUAUCACGGUUGGCGUCAAGACUGAAAUCCAUCACGACAUGAUCGAUCGCAGCGGGUAUUUGGAUGCAAGUCUCUUGGGGUGGCAGCUGAUCUACAUUCUGCCAGUGGCAAUCCUGACCAACGACUUCUUCAUUUCCGGAUUCUGGAUGCGAACUUUUGCCGCAAAAACCGACAAAGACCUGUGGGUCGGUGUGGGCAUUGCGACGAUUGCAGUCGCAGUCAUUCUGACUCUUGUCGGCGUCACCGGGUUACUGGCAGGUUGGGCCGGCAUUCUGGGCAAUCCGCCCGAGGAGUCGUCGAUCGCCUUCUUCCUGCUUCUGGAGCAACUUCCGGCGUGGGUUGUUGGCAUUGUUCUCGUCAUGACGAUUUGUCUGUCGACUGCGGCGUUCGAUUCUUUCCAGUCGGCAAUGGUGUCGACCGGGUCGAACGACAUUUUUCGCAACAAGUUGAACUUCUGGUUCAUCCGCGCCGCCGUCGUGGUCAUCAUCUUUCCCGUGGUUGUUGUGGCCUUGAAAUCGCCUUCCGUGCUCCAGAUCUAUCUGAUCUCCGAUCUGAUCUCUGCGUCUAGCAUUCCGUGCUUGCUUAUUGGCCUGUCCGACCGCUUCUACGCCUGGCGCGGGUUCGAAGUCGUUGUCGGUGGGCUUGGCGGGAUCCUCACCGUCUUUCUGUUCGGGUUGGUCUUUUACCACGGUGACACCCAAGCCGCCGGAAACCUCAUCCUACUUGAGGCAGGCCUCUAUGGCAACGACUGGUCGGCGUUCGGUGCCUUCGUGGCGGCCCCCGUCGGAGGUCUACUCUGGGCGCUCGGAGCGUUUGGCUUUCGUAUUGCAGUGCAGUGGUGCAUCGCGAAAUACAAAGGCACCCACUUCGACGCCUUUGAUAAGCCUCCUGCCCCGACCGCUGCUUUCUACACCGGCCAGACUGAGCCUGGUGUUGGUGUGGCCGAUGCAGAAAGGGAGGUGUACAUGGACAACGACGGCGUGGAGAGAAGCGAAGUCCAAGUCAAGGGGAAGUUCUUCUAG
Capronia epimyces CBS 606.96 is the source of this 1524-nucleotide messenger RNA. RefSeq lists its product as uncharacterized. Gene Ontology annotation, molecular function: transmembrane transporter activity. Bases 1 to 1524 code for a protein of 507 amino acids. Gene Ontology annotation, cellular component: membrane. Gene Ontology annotation, biological process: transmembrane transport. The transcript is spliced from 3 exons. The record is from RefSeq and is a predicted model, not a curated record. NCBI's taxonomy places the organism in Eukaryota, Fungi, Ascomycota, Eurotiomycetes, Chaetothyriales, Herpotrichiellaceae.